AUGCUGGGGUCCUUUGGUCCUGGCCAGCUGCCGCUACGUGAAGAUGUGGUUGAUGGCCAUCCUCAGCAGGCUCAGCAGAGAGCCGCUGUGGGUGUUAGCUACGCGGUCGAGCCUUCUGUCGGAAACAGCUCGUACUGUGACGUUGUGUGUGAUGAUAAAGAGGGCUGGGGCCCGGUUUCCCCGGUGUAUGCUGACUUGACGAUGUGCUUCCUCAACGGAGCGCUGCUGUCUACGUUGAACGCGCUGUUCAUCGUGCUUGCGAUCCACGAUAUCCGUCGCAUCACAGGCGCCAGGGGCGUGAAGUACAGAAAGAACUGGAGCUACUAUGCCAGGAUGAUCCUCGUCUUGUUCCAGCUGUCGUUGGCCGCUGUGUAUACUUACAACUUGGUUCCAUCUCUGGACUCGUACUUGAACGUUGAUUUCAUACAGUCAUCGUUACAAAUUGCCGCCUUGUUGCUUGGUGUGGCCUUGAACCAUCUCGAUUACGUCUAUUCAAAGAUCACGUCGACGGUUAUGCUGCUCUACUGGUUCUUCAGCGCAUUCUUGGGGUUCCUAAAGAUGCUCAACAUGCUGUGGAGACAUGAAGUUCACGAUAACUUCACCGUUCAGGUCUUCCUCUUCGUCAACGCGGUGUUCACGCUGUUGGUGUGUUGGAUGCCCAUCAAGCCGCAAACUUAUCACCCAGUGGAUAAGGAAAACCCAUUCGACAAUGCAGAUGUGUUCUCUGUGAUGACAUUCUCUUGGAUGACCCCGCUGAUGAAGCUGGGUUACAAGCAAUAUCUGACCGAGGAUGAUUUGCCACCUCUACCUCGUUCUUUCAAGUCCGGUUACCUCUCAGAAGUUUUCGAAGAACACUGGAAUAAACAGCUGAAAAAAUCUAAUCCUUCGUUGGGUUGGUCUAUUUUGGUGACUUUUGGUCCACGUAUCGUGUUAGGCGGAAUGUUCAAAGCCAUCCAAGACAUCUUACAAUUCUCUCAACCACUGAUGUUGAGAUAUUUGAUUCAAUUCGUGAAUGUCUAUAACUAUGAACAAUCACAGCCAAUCACUAGAGGUGUUUCGUUGGUUAUUGCAAUGUUUAUUAUCUCAGUUUCUCAAACUGCUCUGUUACAUCAGUACUUUUGGAAUAUCUUUAACGUUGGAAUGAAUGUCAAAUCAUCCUUGAUUGCCACCAUCUACAAAAAGGCAUUGAAACUGUCCAACGAGGCUAGAGGUGAAAAGGCAACUGGUGAUAUCGUCAACUUGAUGUCCGUUGAUACCCAGAGAUUGGCUGAUUUAUCCAAUGUGGGGUCAAUCAUUUGGUCUGGUCCAUUCCAAAUCAUCUUAUGCUUGGUUUCAUUACACAGCUUGUUGGGAAAUUCUAUGUGGGUUGGUGUUGUUGUCAUGUUAAUCCUCAUUCCUUUGAAUUCUUACUUUACAAAAUAUAUCAAAACGUUGCAAAAAUCCCAGAUGAAAAAUAAAGAUGAGAGAACUCGUGUCAUCGCAGAAAUUCUUAACAAUAUAAAAUCUUUGAAGUUAUAUGGUUGGGAAAAGCCUUACAAGGCUAAGCUAAACCAUGUUAGAAAUGAAAAGGAACUGAAGAAUCUGAUCAAGAUGAGUAAGGUGCAAGCAUACUUGAGUGGUCAAUGGAUGAUGGCUCCUUUCUUAGUGUCUUGUUCAACAUUUGCAGCAUUUAUCUGGUUGGAGAAUAAACCACUGACCACUGAUUUGGUGUUCCCAGCUCUAACUUUGUUCAACUUGUUACAAUUCCCAUUGGCCGUUAUCCCAAUGGCGAUCACCUCUUUCAUCGAAGCUCAAGUCGCUAUUGGCAGAUUGUCAUCAUUUUUGAGAUCUGAAGAGUUGCAACCAGAUGCCGUCACACAUUUAGAGAAGGCAAAGAGAGUUGGUGAUGUCUCUGUGGAGAUAAAAGAUGGUACUUUCCUAUGGCAACGUAAGCCAGAAUACAAGAUUGCCUUGGACAAAAUCAAUUUUGUGGCCAAGAAGGGAGAACUAUCAUGUAUUGUAGGUAGAGUCGGCUCUGGUAAAUCGGCUUUGAUCCAGAGUAUCUUGGGUGAUCUCAAUAGAAUUAAUGGUUCUGUCACUAUUCAUGGUGAAAUUGCCUAUGUUGCACAAGUUCCUUGGAUUAUGAACGGUACAGUCAGGGAGAACAUUCUCUUUGGUCAUAGAUAUGAUCCUGUGUUUUAUGAAAAGACUGUGAAAGCGUGCGCUUUGACUGUGGAUUUUGCCAUCCUAAAGGAUGGCGACCACACGCUCGUCGGUGAAAAGGGUAUUUCUCUUUCUGGAGGUCAGAAGGCCAGAAUCUCCCUGGCAAGAGCCGUUUAUGCCAGAGCAGACGUCUACUUAUUCGAUGAUCCUUUAGCUGCGGUUGAUGAACAUGUUGGUAAGCACCUUGUGAACCACGUUUUGGGUCCUCAGGGCUUGCUAAGCUCAAAAUGCAAAGUCCUUGCUACAAACAAGAUUUCCGUUCUUUCUAUUGCCAAUAACAUCACUCUUAUGCAAGAUGGAAGUAUCACCCAACAAGGUACCUAUGAUCAAAUCAUGAAUGCACCGGGCUCUGUUUUGUCUCAACUCAUCACCGAAUACGGUGAAAAGAAAGCUGAGAGUGAAGGGUUUAAAGAAGAAGAAAUUGACGUGGAAAAUUUGGUCUCUGAAGAAUCCUCUGAGGCUGGAGAUAUAUCCGAUGCGUUAAGUUUAAGAAGAGCAAGUUCUGUGACUCUCAAGUCGAUCAGAUUUGCUGACGAUGAUGUUGCACAGGAACGUAAGGAACAUCGUGAACAAGGCAAAGUGAAAUGGUCUGUCUACAAGGAUUAUAUCCAAGCCUGUAAUCCUAGAUAUUGUUGCCUCUGUUUGGGUGCAAUAAUUGCAGCACAAAUCCUUAGUAUUGUCAGUUCCGUUUGGUUAAAAUACUGGUCUGAAAUUAACGGUGAUGAUCACUCCAACCCACAUGCAUGGAUCUAUUUGGGUAUUUAUUUCGUAAUUGGUCUUGGAACUUCCCUUGUUUACAUAUUCCAAAUGAUUACCCUGUGGCAAUACUGUUCUAUUGAAGGUUCGAAGAAGUUGCAUUCUGAUAUGAUUGACAGUGUGAUGAGAGCCCCAAUGCAAUUCUUUGAGACCACUCCAAUUGGAAGAAUUUUGAACAGAUUCUCAAAUGAUAUUUACAAGAUUGAUGAAGUGCUCGCAAGAACUAUUGCACAGUUUGUUGCAAACUCCUUAAAGGUCGGUUUCACCAUUCUUGUCAUUUGUUAUUCUACAUGGCAAUUUAUUCUGAUCAUUAUUCCUUUGUUGUUCCUCUAUAUGAACUACCAGCAGUAUUAUAUGAGAACUUCUCGUGAAUUGAGAAGAUUGGACUCUGUUACACGUUCUCCAGUCUUUGCACACUUCCAGGAAACAAUUACAGGAACGUCCACAAUCAGAGGUUUCGGACAACAGGAUAGAUUCAAGCACAUCAACCAAUCACACGUUGACAAUAACAUGAGUGCUUACUUUCCUACUGUCAACUCCAACCGUUGGUUAGCUGUUAGAUUGGAGUUCAUAGGAUCUGUGAUUAUCCUGGCAGCAGCAGGUUUGUCCAUUUUCACUUUGAAAUUUGGUACUAUUUCGGCGGGUCUUGUUGGUUUGUCCGUUUCUUAUUCGCUUCAGAUCACCCAAUCUUUGAAUUGGAUUGUCAGAAUGACUGUUGAGGUUGAAACUAACAUUGUUGCAGUGGAGAGAGUUAAGGAAUAUAGCAUCUUGAAACCUGAAGCACCAGAAAUUGUUGAGCCACGUCCAAAAUCCACGUGGCCAGAGCACGGUAAGAUUGAAUUCAAGAACUACUCCACACGUUAUAGAGAAGGAUUAGACCUUGUGUUGAAGAACAUCAACUUGUCUAUUAAUCCGAAGGAGAAAAUUGGUAUCGUUGGAAGAACUGGUGCUGGUAAGUCAUCUUUGACGCUGGCUUUGUUUAGAAUCAUUGAAGCCGCAAGUGGUGAAAUUAUCAUUGAUGGUGUUCCAACUCAGACUGUUGGUUUGGAAGAUCUUAGACAUAAGCUGUCAAUCAUUCCUCAAGAUUCCCAGGUGUUUGAAGGCACUGUUAGGGAAAACAUUGACCCUACAAAUCAAUUCACCGAUGAACAAAUAUGGAAUGCACUGGAACUGUCACAUCUGAAAUCCCACAUUGUCGGAAUGAGUGAUUCCAAUGAAGGACUGAACGUCAAGCUCAGUGAAGGAGGAUCCAACUUAUCAGUUGGGCAAAGACAACUGAUGUGUCUUGCCAGGGCUUUGUUGAUUCCAUCAACAAUAUUGGUUUUGGACGAAGCGACUGCUGCGGUUGAUGUUGAAACUGAUGAGAUUGUCCAAAAGACCAUCAGAGAUGAAUUCAAAGAUAGAACAAUCCUGACGAUUGCGCAUAGACUAAACACCAUCAUGGAUAGUGAUCGUAUUGUUGUUUUAGAAAAGGGUGAAAUCAAGGAGUUUGAUACCCCAGAGAACUUGUUAAAGAACAAGGAUGGGUUGUUCUACUCCCUCGUGAAUGCACACGAAUCUGACGACAAUGGCAAGGAUGCUUGA
Williopsis jadinii is the source of this 4542-nucleotide messenger RNA. It is a transcript of the gene YCF1, whose product is annotated as ATP-binding cassette glutathione S-conjugate transporter YCF1. The record is from RefSeq and is a predicted model, not a curated record. The transcript has a single exon. Gene Ontology annotation, biological process: transmembrane transport. NCBI's taxonomy places the organism in Eukaryota, Fungi, Ascomycota, Saccharomycetes, Phaffomycetales, Wickerhamomycetaceae. The coding region runs from base 1 to 4542 and encodes 1513 amino acids. Gene Ontology annotation, molecular function: ABC-type transporter activity; ATP binding; bilirubin transmembrane transporter activity. Gene Ontology annotation, cellular component: membrane.